Rubroshorea leprosula is the source of this 854-nucleotide messenger RNA. The record is from the annotation of a GenBank genome assembly. Lineage: Eukaryota; Viridiplantae; Streptophyta; Magnoliopsida; Malvales; Dipterocarpaceae.
AACUAUGUGUAGAAGGUGUUACAGAAGUUGAGACACUUUACCAGUGGGAUCCUGCAAAUAAUCGCCAUGUGCGAGAUGCAUUCCUAAAUUGUAUAAAACAUAGAUGGAGUGACAAUCUUAGGGAUGAGAAGUUGAAAUGGGACAAGAACUCAGCCUAUGUCCCAUGUUGGAUCCCAACUUAUGUAUGAACUCAGCCUAUGUCCCAUGUUGGAUCCCAACUUAUGUAUGGCCUCAGCUGCUGACAUAUUGGGACUCUGGGGAAAGGGAUACUUAUGUUGCGGAGUGCACAAAGAGUCAUGGCUCUGAUGUUAGUUCGUGGCCACGCAUGGAUAACGAGGCAUGGGUUAAGGCUGUUGGAGGUUGCUCAUCUAAUUUCAUGCCAGGGAUUGACUCCCAAGUAAAUCUAGAGAUGGUUGGUUUUACUUACAGGAAGAGACAACCCCGAGAAAACUUCAUAGCAACAUUGAUGGUGUCUGACUAUAAGGAGGCACAGGCAAAAGAUCAUGAGGAGUUAGAAAGACAAUGCCAACAAAUUGCUUUGAUGCAACAACAGUUGGCCAAUAUGACACAAGCUCAGAAUAAUAUGAGCCAGACAAUUGCACAGUCUGUUGCAGCAGCUCUAGCUGCUCAUGGUAUCUCCCCUUAGGCAAGUCAUCAUCCAGUUGCCCCACCACAACCGCCACAUGGUCCUGGCUCAAGUCUUCACAUGAAUUCAACUUUCACCUAUUCCACUGAUUCUACACAAACCUCUCCUAUGGUUCCUGUAUAUUAGCAGCAGUGGCAGUUUCCGCCUCAAGAUGAUGAUGCAUACCAUCUUGCUUUUGAUCUAGACUAUCAGGAUCCUUAGUUUUUUU